Messenger RNA from Fraxinus pennsylvanica, 2385 nucleotides. Lineage: Eukaryota; Viridiplantae; Streptophyta; Magnoliopsida; Lamiales; Oleaceae. The record is from the annotation of a GenBank genome assembly.
AUGGAUCGGAAUUUCGGGAGUUAUAAUGGGACGGCAGCUGGAAUCAAAUAUGAUAACCAAGCUGUUUCAGUUUUUCCAGAUCCAAAUCUGAUUAACAAUUUGAGAGUUAGCAGUAGUUUCUCAGAUGGUAAUUACGCUGAUGUUACCCCGUUUUCUAGUCAUCUGAAUUCUAGUACUUUAGUCCAAUCAUCUGAUGCCGAUAACCUUGAGGAUUAUGAUUUUAAUGAUGUGGUGCUUAAGUACAUAAACCAUAUCCUUAUGGAAGAGGAUGUGGAAGAGAAAGCUUGCAUGUUUCAAGAGUCAGCAGCUCUUCAAGCUGCGGAGAAAUCAUUCUAUGAGGUUCUUGGGGGGCAUUAUCCUGCAUCUACAAAUUAUUAUCUGCGAGUGCCAAAUUUGGAUCGGAGUGAUGAAAAUUCGGAUGAAAACUUUUCAGGAGAUUAUAUAAAUUAUUAUGCUACUGAUAAUGCUGAUUUAUGCCCGGACUGGAAUACUGAUCCUUAUUGCACUGGAUUAGAUGAACAGCACGUUUCUGUUGGCGUUGCUUCACAAUUGACUUCUCAGUCAUCUUGUAGCCCAUCAAGUAGCACCAGUACCUUCACUGAUGGUCCGGCGGAUUCUCCUGUUAGUACACUUAAAAUUCCAAAUAUAUUUAAUGAUAGCCAGUCGGUUAUGCAAUUUAAGAAAGGGGUUGAGGAAGCUUCUAAGUUUCUUCCUAAUGGCAAUAGUUUGGUAGUUGAUUUGAGGCACAAUGACUUAUUGGGGAAAGAGCAGAAAAAAGGGACAAAUAGUAUGUCAGUUAAGGUGGAAAAGAAAUAUGACAAUGAGGACUCUGCUGAUGUUUCAAGGGGUAAGAAGAAUCCAUAUCAAGAGACUACGAGCAUGCACGAGGAGAGGAGUCACAAGCAGACAGCUGUUUAUACGGAAUCGACGGCAAGUCCGGAGAUGUUUGAUAUGGUGCUUCUAUGCAGUGGAGGAAGAAAUGAAUCUGCACUUCGGAAAGCAUUGCAGAAUGAAGCAACCAAAAAUGCUCCGCAAAAUAGUCAACCUAAGGGGUCUAAUGGUGGAAAAAGUCGUGGCAAGAAACCGGGAGGCAGAAGGAAUGAGGUUGAUUUGAGAACCCUUUUGACCCUUUGUGCACAAGCUGUUGCGACUGAUGACCGAAGGUCUGCUAAUGAGUUUCUGAAGCAGAUCAGACAACAUUCGACUCCUAUGGGAGACGGGAUGCAAAGGCUUGCCCACUGGUUUGCUGAUGGUCUUGAGGCACGUAUGGCUGGAUCCGGAACUCAGAUCUACAAAGCCCUUAUUAAUAUGCCUACAUCGGCUGCUGACAUCUUGAAAGCCUACCAUAUAUAUCUUGCUACAUGUCCAUUUAGGAAGAUCUCUAACUUCUUUGCAAACAAAACCAUUAUGAAUGCGGCUAAAAAUGCUACAAGGCUUCACAUUAUUGAUUUUGGUAUUCUAUAUGGUUUUCAGUGGCCUUGCUUUCUACAACGUCUCUCGUCUAGGACUGGUGGUCCCCCCAAGCUUCGUAUUACUGGGAUUGAUCUUCCAUGUCCAGGGUUUCGACCAUCAGAAAGGGUUGAAGAGACAGGAAGACGCUUGGCUAGUUAUGCUGAGACUUUUAACGUUCCAUUUGAGUUCAAUGCUAUAGCUCAGAAGUGGGAAACUAUUAAGAUUGAGGAUCUUAAGGUCAACAAAGAUGAGGUAGUUGUGGUGAAUUGCCUUUAUAGGUUUAGGAAUCUGCUUGAUGAAACUGUAGUAGUAAACAGUCCAAGAAAUAUUGUUCUGAACCUUAUCAGGAAAAUUAGUCCAGAUGUUUUUGUACUGGGGAUAGUAAAUGGUGCUUAUAAUGCUCCCUUCUUUAUUACAAGAUUCCGUGAGGCUCUAUUCCAUUAUUCAUCCUUUUUUGACAUGCUUGAGGCUAAUAUUCCUCGUGAAAUUCAUGAGAGGAUGCUGCUUGAGAAAACCAUAUUUGGACAGGAAGCCAUGAAUGUCAUUGCAUGUGAAGCUGCCGAAAGGAUUGAGAGACCAGAGACAUACAAGCAGUGGCAGGUUCGAAAUAUUAGGGCCAGAUUCGAACAGCUUCCCCUGAAUGAGGAGAUAAUGAGGAUGGCAAAAAACCGGGUUACAUCAUCCUACCACAAGGAUUUUGUGAUUGAUGAAGAUGGCCGCUGGAUGUUGCAAGGGUACAACUUACAGGAAGGCAAGAUAAGUGGUUGCUGCACAUGCUGCCGAUAUCAAUGUGUCUUUACUGUAUGUAGCUGCCAAGGUUUAUGGAUAAUCUCUAUUGCACUCGGGCCUGCAAAUAUGGAAAGGAAACAUUUCUUAGCUCUGUAUGUCAACGCUCUAGUUGGUACUUGUUUUCAGUCAAUCAUAACUCUCUAG